AUGUCCAACUCGGCCGCCAACGUCUUUGACGAGCCCGACAAGCUUGCCGACUUUGCUGCGGCCGUGUCGACUGGCGACGUCGAGGAUCUCCAGGCCGUCUUGGAGUCGCUCUCGCUCGAGGACCGCCUGCAGAAGGCCCUGCUGAUCCUCAAGAAGGAGCUCAUCAACGCCCAGCUUCAGAGCAAGAUCUCGCGCGACGUCGAGAGCAAGAUUCAGAAGCGCCAGCGCGAGUACUACCUCAUGGAGCAGCUCAAGGGUAUCAAGAAGGAGCUUGGCAUGGAGAGCGACGGCAAGGACAAGCUCGUUGAGCGCUUCAAGGAGAAGGCCGGCAAGCUCGCCAUGCCCGACGGCGUCAAGAAGGUCUUUGACGAGGAGCUGAACAAGCUCAUGCACCUGGAGCCUGCGGCGAGCGAGUUCAACGUCACACGCAACUACCUCGACUGGCUGACGGCGAUUCCCUGGGGUGUCCACUCGCCCGAAAACUUUAACAUCGCACACGCGUCCAAGGUCCUGGACGAGGACCACUACGGACUUAAGGACGUUAAGGACCGGAUUCUCGAGUUCCUGGCUGUCGGCAAGCUCCGUGGCACGGUCGAGGGCAAGAUCAUCUGCCUCGCAGGUCCUCCCGGAGUCGGUAAGACUUCCAUCGGAAAGUCGAUCGCCCGUGCGCUUGGCCGCCAGUUCUUCCGCUUCUCGGUCGGAGGUCUCACCGACGUCGCCGAGAUCAAGGGUCAUCGCCGUACCUACAUUGGUGCCAUGCCCGGAAAACCCAUUCAGGCCCUGAAGAAGGUCGCCGUCGAGAACCCGCUCAUCCUCAUCGACGAGGUCGACAAGAUUGGACGUGGCCACAACGGUGACCCGGCCAGUGCGCUGCUCGAGAUGCUCGACCCUGAGCAGAACAAGUCGUUCCUCGACCACUAUAUGGACGUUCCUGUCGAUCUGUCCCGUGUCUUAUUCGUGUGCACGGCCAACGUGCUCGACACGAUCCCCGCGCCGCUGCUCGACCGCAUGGAGGUGCUCGAGGUCAACGGCUACGUCGCCGCCGAGAAGAUGAACAUUGCCGAGAAGUACCUCUCGCCGCAGGCCAAGGAGGCUUCCGGUUUGAAGGACGUUGACAUUGAGCUUGACCCCGAGGCGAUCGAGUCGCUGAUCAGGUGGUACUGCCGCGAGUCGGGAGUGCGUAACCUGAAGAAGCACAUUGACAAGAUCUACCGCAAGGCAGCGUUCAAGAUUGUCGACGACCUUGGCGAGACUGCUCUCCCCGAGCCGGAUGCCAAGGAGACGGCCAACUCGGUUGAGACACAGGAGGCGGAUGUCAAGCCCGCGUCCGAGCGCCUGCCUGGUGACGAGCACGGAACCGAGCCGGACCGUGUCAACGUUACGACCGCCGUUCGCGAGCCCCUCAAGAUUCCGGACAGCGUUCAGAUCCGCGUCAACAAGGAGAACCUGAAGGACUACGUCGGUCCGCCCGUCUACCACAAGGACAGGCUGUACUCGAAGACGCCGCCCAUCGGUGUCUCCACUGGUCUUGGCUACCUUGGCAACGGCUCGGGAAGCGUCAUGCCGAUCGAGGUCACGUCGAUGCCGGGUAAGGGUGCGCUUCAGCUGACCGGCAAGCUUGGCGAGGUCAUUCGGGAAAGUGCGCAGAUUGCGCUGUCGUGGGUCAAGGCGAACGCGUUCCUGCUCGGCAUCACCAAGUCGGAGGCGGACCUGACGAUGAACGACCGCGACAUCCACCUGCACAUGCCCGAGGGCGCGAUCGGCAAGGAGGGGCCGUCGGCGGGCACUGCGAUUCUGACGGCGUUCGUGUCUCUGUUCACCAGGACACCAGUGGACCCGGACAUUGCGAUGACGGGCGAGGUCACGCUGAACGGCAAGGUGCUCCCCGUCGGCGGGCUGAAGGAGAAGAUCCUCGCCGCGCACCGAUCAGGUAUCAAGAAGCUUCUGCUCCCGAUAGCGUGCAAGUCUGACGUGGACGAGAAUGUGCCCAAGAGCGUCAAGGACGGCAUCGAGUUUGUCUUUGUCGACGAUGUCACGCAGGUGUUACACGAGGUGUUCCACAACUCGAAGAUUGAGCAGGACAGGUGGCGCGAGACGCUGCCCGUCGAAGAGGAGGCCGUCCGUGAGAAGUACUAG
Molecule: messenger RNA, 2136 nt
Organism: Trichosporon asahii var. asahii CBS 2479
Lineage: Eukaryota; Fungi; Basidiomycota; Tremellomycetes; Trichosporonales; Trichosporonaceae
Exons: 1
Coding region: 1-2136 (711 amino acids)
Biological process (GO): mitochondrion organization; protein catabolic process; chaperone-mediated protein complex assembly
Cellular component (GO): mitochondrial matrix
Molecular function (GO): ATP-dependent peptidase activity; ATP hydrolysis activity; serine-type endopeptidase activity
Source: RefSeq, a predicted model, not a curated record